UCUGUGCGCAAGUCUCUGAGAACCGGCGAAAUGUCAACGGGUUUAAGGCGCUGUGUUUACCAACAUUGGUUAAAAAACCGUAAUUUAAGUAAAUUUAUAAGAAAACAAAAAUAUUGUUCCACAAAAACGGCAAAAAUAGACGCCGGAGAGACCGUGGAAGACCUCAAAUACUAUGCCGACUUUAAAAAGUUAAUAAAAUCCUCAAAAACAGAUCAUAAAGAUGGACACACGUGCUUGCAAGUACCAUGUAAGCUUUGCAAAAAUUCCUCGGCUGAUAAUUGGGCUUAUGUAAAUAAACGUACUGGAAGUUUUAAUUGUCCAAACUGUGAUGUAAGAAUGUCUUUAUUGCAAGCUAAAAAUGCUUAUGAAAAAUCAAAACAUGUUAUAGAUUAUCAAAAGGAAACUUCUAAAGUUUAUAACACAAAAUGCCGCCAACUAACUGCUGUACCCGGUAAUAUAUGUGACAGUUUGCAAAUAAAAGGUUUAAAAUUGGUGGAUUUUGAAAUGUUAAACUCGGGUUAUGAUGCCGAACUAAAUGUUUUACAGUUUCCAUUGACAAAUGCUGGACAAAGAAUAGUGGGCGAGAAAUGGUUGCAUUUAGAAGAUGGUAGAGAGGAAUGUUUUCAAAACAACAAUUCAUCGGGAGUCUUAUUAUAUGGUUCAUCGAACAAACAAAAAGCCAUAGUAGUGGCAAACUUACUGGACUUUUUGGUUUUAAUAUCUCAGCGUAUUGAUACACAUGCUAUUGUCUGUUUACCAUAUGGCUUAAAAAGCCUGCCACAAGAAUCUUUACCUGCUUUGGAACACUUUAAGGAAUUGGUAUUAUGGUUUAAGUGUGAUUCUACGGGUUGGGAUGUUGCCAAAACGUUUGCCAAUAAAAUGGAUGAAAAACGUUGUCUUCUCAUACGACCCACCGUUGCUGAACCCUGCCCAUUUGAAGCACAUAGAAAACGUUUAAAUAUAAGGGGUAUUUUGCAGAGAGCCACGCCAGUGCGGCACAAAUCAAUUACAACUUUUAAUUCUCUGAGAAAUGACGUCCUAAGUGAAUUGCAAAAUAUAGAAAAAGUGAAUGGUGUUAAAUGGAAACGGUUUCCCAUACUUAAUAAACUACUUAAAGGACAUCGCAAGGGAGAGUUGACUAUAAUAACUGGACCUACCGGUAGUGGUAAAACUACAUUUAUGAGUGAAUAUUCAUUAGAUUUGGCAUUGCAAGGCGUUUCAACACUAUGGGGUUCAUUUGAAAUUAGAAAUGCCCGUUUAGCAUCAACUCUGUUAAGGCAAUUUGUGGGAUACUCAUUAGAAAAAAAAUUACAUGAAUUCGAUCAUUGGGCUACAGAAUUUGAAAAGUAUCCCAUGUACUUUAUGACUUUUCACGGACAACAACCGCUGAAAAUCGUAAUGGAAGCGAUCGAACAUGCCCACUAUGUCCACGAUAUAAGUCAUGUUAUAAUAGAUAAUCUACAAUUUAUGAUGGGUAUUUCAAAUACCUAUCGUACGGACAAAUUUUGGGAACAAGACAAUAUAAUUGCGGCAUUUCGUGCUCUUGCUACUAAACACAAUGUACAUGUCACCUUGGUUAUGCAUCCACGCAAAGAAAGAGAAGAAGAUGAUUUGACUACUAGUUCCAUAUUUGGUUCGGCCAAGGCUAGCCAAGAAGCGGAUAAUGUUUUAAUUAUCCAGGAUAAGCGUUUGACCAGUUUAAAGGGCAAAAAAUAUUUACAAAUUGUUAAAAAUCGUUACAGUGGCGAUUUGGGGAUAAUGCCAUUGGAAUUUAACAAAGAAGCUUUAAGUUAUGCCUACUCGGGACAAAAGAAAAAGGCUAAGGAAAAGGACCCGGAAACACAAACCCAAACAGAGUCAUGAGAGUCAUAGUAUUUAUAUUUUGUUAAACAUUACACAUUACUAUUAAUAAUUGUUAUUGCUAAUUUUUACUAAGAUUUAAGAGCAUAAUUACUGUACUGUUAAAAGUAUAUAAAAAAUAGUUUUGAUAUUGAAUACAACAACUUUUUUGUAUUUUA
Molecule: messenger RNA, 2018 nt
Organism: Lucilia cuprina (Australian sheep blowfly)
Lineage: Eukaryota; Metazoa; Arthropoda; Insecta; Diptera; Calliphoridae
Gene: mtDNA-helicase
Product: mitochondrial DNA helicase
Exons: 2
Coding region: 31-1863 (610 amino acids)
Biological process (GO): mitochondrial DNA replication
Cellular component (GO): mitochondrion
Molecular function (GO): ATP binding; single-stranded DNA binding; 5'-3' DNA helicase activity
Source: RefSeq, a predicted model, not a curated record